This is a messenger RNA of Phytophthora sojae, 1431 nucleotides long. RefSeq lists its product as hypothetical. The record is from RefSeq and is a predicted model, not a curated record. The transcript has a single exon. Gene Ontology annotation, cellular component: nucleus. Lineage: Eukaryota; Oomycota; Peronosporomycetes; Peronosporales; Peronosporaceae. Bases 1 to 1431 code for a protein of 476 amino acids.
AUGAUGCGCGAAGUGUUCGAGGCCUUUUUGACGGACCCGAUCCGUGUGAACGAGGACGUUUUCGCCCUCUGGCUGGAGGGGCACAAUGCAGGAGACGCGCUGGCAGCUCGGUUGCGCCUCCCGUCGGCCGUUCCCAUGCCGUUCCUGGGCGGAGACGCCAAGCUGCGCGAGCUCCUUUGGCGGGACACCGUGGACCAGUACCGCCUGUACGACAAGCUGGAGCACUACCUGUCGCAGCCGAGUCUGUUCCGCUCCCAGCUUCUGUUCCAGAUCCCGCCGGCGCAGCAGUACUACAUGGUAGAGCGCUACUACUCGCGGGACGUCGACGUGGACCGCUGGCUGCUGGGCAAGAAGCUCUCCGGGCGACUGGAAAAAGACCUGGACGACGUCGCUGAGCGUUCCGGGCGCACGCUCAAGAGCUGCCGCCGGCAGCUGGAGAACCUGCGCCGGGUGUACGCUGCUGUGGAGGACCGCAACUUCCACGGACUGCCGUGCAGAGCCGUCAGCGAGCUGUUCCUGCUGUCCGAGCAGCUCGCCAGCAAGUACGCGUGUCUGCUCUUCAUCCUGCACACGAGGUUCCAGGUGCACCCGCAACACCCAGUCACAGGAUUUCUAACCUGGCCGGACCUGCGCUUCUUCGCUGCGCUGCUCAUGACGCACUGGCUGCCGCAGCGGAAGACGCUGUCGAAGCUCGCGUUCCCCAAAGGAGCCUCCAACAAGAACACGGUGGAAGACGUGGUUGAAAACGGUGCUCAGAUCGCGCUACGGCCACCGAGCACUGGAGAUUGGCCAGCGAUUGGCUUUCUGCAGGAGAAGUUGCAGUCGACGAGCGUACGGGAGACGGUGGGGCUGGAUCUGAGUCAUCCAUUGACGAACUGCCUGCGCGACCUCAAGGCUCAUCUUAUCAAUGACAACGACGUUCUCAAAGUGUAUCGUGAGAAAAUCAUGACUCGUUUGAGGUCGUGGGCUGCUGCAGAGGGCACGCUCAGUGAUAGCGCUCGCAGCCUGGGCGAACUCGAGACCAAGCUCUACCUAGUGGUGCAUGGUUUCUUGACCAUCGGAGCUGGAUUAUCCCAACCGAAGGAGCUGCAGCACCUGCUGGAGCAUUUGCUGACUCGAGUUGUGCGCGUACUGCACGACUGUGAAAUAAACAAGCAGCAGCUUAACGGCCUCUUCAGCGCGCUAGUCGACGCGUUGGCUGAGCUGGACGUGUGGUACCUCAACGGUCAGGAGACUCGUGGGCUAUUACUUGCUAGCUGGAACCGCUUCAUCAGCGUCUGUCGAGCAGUAGUGCUUACUGUCUACGAUCGCUGCCACCCUUCGGCGAUCAUGGCGUACCAGCAAGCGAUGGCGGGUGAUGCAGCGGACGAGUCAUCCUUAUCGGCGCAUGCCGCCAGUCGCGUUGCAAUCGCAUUCGAGUCGCGUGACUGA